GCUGCUGGUUGCCCGCCUCGAUCACCAUUGCUGGCUGCAACAACAGACAGGUAGAGCGUGGUUUGUUUCGUCAGCGACUGUAAGGGCCCAGCGGAAGCUUUCGUUCGACUCACCUGGGAUAAUUAGUCUCAAUCGAGAAGCAUGUCGGAGUUUGAGGCGGAGCGUGGGAACCCCACUGAACCAGAACACGUACACUGGGCGGGCAUGAUGCCGGCAAUACCACAGCCUGGUGCUGGUGCUGCUGCAGAGAGCGUGGGUGAGAUAGAAGCGCAAGGUGAAGCACUUGACGGAGGUGGGGCUGAGGGGAAGGAACAAGCAACAGGAGACGUUUCGAAGGAAGCGCCAACCACUUCAGUGGAGACGGGGGGACAUGCAGAAGAGCACACGACGCGUCUAACCGAGGGCCAUGGAUCUUGCUCUGGUCCUACUGGCAUGGAGGAGGGAGGAGAGGCACAAAACCACCACCACAGCCACGGCUGCAGCCACGAAGGCCACGACCAUGACCACGAGAUGGUGGAGUCCCACGUGGGUACGCUGGAGCUCGUGAGGCCGGGAGACGUCGUGGAGCUGGUGGAAGGGAUGCAAGACCUGUACAUCAUGGGCACGGUAGACGGGUUCCAGAAGGUCACCAAGAUGGACGGGUUGCAAGACAUGUCAUCCCUCACGGAGAUGACCCUACAGUCGUGCCUCAUCGCGAAGAUGGAGGGGCUCGAAGGCCUGACGUCCCUCACACGGCUCACGCUGUACGACAACCAGAUACUCUCGCUCAACAUCCCGCCGAGCCUCAGCGGCCUAACCUACCUGGACAUGUCGUACAACCUCGUCAAGAGCACGGCGCCCAUCGCAGGCUGCCCUUUGCUGGACGAGGCUUUCGUGGCGCAAAAUCGCGUUCGCGCCAUCGAGGGGUUUGAGGGCCUCACUCGCCUGCGAAAGCUUGACCUAGGGGCAAACCGAAUCAGGGCGAUAACCGGACUAGAGGCGUGCACUUUGCUGGAGGAGCUGUGGCUUGGCAAGAACAAGAUCACCCAGAUCGGUGGCAUCUCCACGUUAGUAAGACUCAAGAGGCUGGACGUCCAGAGCAAUAGGCUGACCGCCAUCGAAGGGCUGGAGGGAUUGACGGAGCUGAGGGAGCUCUACCUCUCGCACAACGUCAUCGAUAAUGCUCACGGACUCGAGUCGCAGGUUAACUUGGACACGCUGGACCUGUCGAGGAACAAGAUCGACAGCUUCGACGGCCUCCAGCACCUGGGUCAGCUCACAGACCUUUGGAUGAGCGGCAACCUCAUCUCCACCUUCGAGUCCUUGGAUGCCCUCAAGCCCCUGGGGAGCUUGACGUGCCUGUACCUCGAGCAUAACCCCCUGUACACUGACUUCGAGUACCGCAAGAGGCUGGCGGUCGUGCUGCCGACCCUAACCCAGAUCGAUGCCACGGCCGUCGCUCGCUGAUGACUUCUCCACUUGGCUCUGCAUAGCGCACAACGAUUAGCCUCAUCCUGUUGUUGUUGUUGUUGUUGUUGUUGUUGUCGUUGUUGAAAACAGGCUAGAAUGAUCCCGAGCUUCCCUUUUGCAGGGUCAACGAACGCUCCCGCGCGCGCGGGGCUUGAUUUUUUUUUUUGUGUUGAGAUGUGAUUAUUCAGCAUGACGACGAUGAUGCCUCUGCGCCGUGGGCUCUCCGGCUGUAGAGCGGCGACAAUUGAGAUUGUCCCAGGUGAUUUUCAUGUUGUUGCCAUGAUAUAUCAAUGAGAGCGUUUGGAGCGAGGGGGCGAGGGGGGUCGUCAUUCCGCGUGGCUUCUUGUAACGCGUUCACUUUCCUGCCCUAGAGAAACGAUUGGUUUUGUUGAGAGGAGCGGUUGGGGGGGGUUAUGGUCGUGUACGUCCGUGUGACCCCUUGUAGCAUGACCAGGGAAGGAAGUUACAAUAGCACCUUCCCUGGGGGGUGGACAUCUGCCCCCAGUUUUUUGCCGCCUGUGAUGUGCGGCGUUUCGCUGUCGCGUGUUUUGCUGCCGCUCUGGUGUGCAAUACCCCCCCCCCCCCCCNCCCCCCCCCCCCGGCUGGCAUUGUUUCGGUGACGAGACGAAAUAUUUGAUAAUUAGAGCUACGUAUGCAUAGUGUAGGUUGCGUAUUUAGUCAUCAUGGAGGUGGCGGUACGCCCCCAUUUUGUGCAUAAUAACCGUAGAUUGGACAGGCCAUACCCGGCCUACCAAAGCUGGGGGGCAUUUCAAUAGCAGGAGGAACCGAUCGCGAACAUUCCCGCGUUUUCUUGUGCAGGACAGUAGAGCAGUCGGGUGUGGCCCAGGGUCUUAUCUACCGUAAAGGGAACGGCGUGUUCGAUCUGCUUGGCGUGUGUGCGCUCUAUUCUGGUUCCUCGUGACCUGCGCGCUUCUUGGUUAAAUACCUCCAAUACACCUGCAAGACCCUAGAAAACAAAUUUGAGUGUUGUUGUCACAAACUGUGACAAGUUAGAAUGUUGUCGGUUUUCAAGAAGUACUUGUUUUGUGGC
Ectocarpus sp. CCAP 1310/34 is the source of this 2500-nucleotide messenger RNA. The record is from the annotation of a GenBank genome assembly. Lineage: Eukaryota; Phaeophyceae; Ectocarpales; Ectocarpaceae.